Cannabis sativa is the source of this 1312-nucleotide messenger RNA. RefSeq names its product protein XAP5 CIRCADIAN TIMEKEEPER. Gene Ontology annotation, cellular component: nucleus. The record is from RefSeq and is a predicted model, not a curated record. The coding region runs from base 78 to 1085 and encodes 335 amino acids. Gene Ontology annotation, biological process: chromatin organization. The transcript is spliced from 12 exons. Lineage: Eukaryota; Viridiplantae; Streptophyta; Magnoliopsida; Rosales; Cannabaceae.
UAUUAUCAUUUAUAUACCAAAUUGGCCACUGAGUUUUUAAAUAGCGAGGGAGAACAAGGAAAAAGGGUGUGAAGAAGAUGUCGGGCAUGGGAGACGGCUACGUGGGCACCGCCCAAGACGCCGUCAGGAUCCGUAGGCUCGAGAAGCAGAGAGAAGCGGAACGCCAGAAAAUCCAAGAGCUCAAGACCAAGUCCCAAUCGGAACAGGGCCAACCCGGUCUCCUCCAAUUCGGCUCUAGUACCUCUGAGAUUCUUGAGACCGCGUUUAAGAAGGAAACUGUUGGUUUGGUUACGAGGGAGCAAUAUGUUGAGAAGAGAGUAAACAUUCGGAACAAAAUUGAGGAGGAAGAGAAGGAGAAACUUCAGAAACUACAACAGGAGGAGGAGGAGCUCCAAUUACAAAAGCGUAAAAAGAGAAAGAUCAAAGGGACUUCUCGUUUGUCAUUUGCAGAUGACUAUGAGAAUGGAAGUGAAGACGAAGAUGGGGAAAACAAAAGUUCUGACCCAGCAAAAUUUCGUGGUAAAUUGGGAAAAGAUCCCACUGUGGAAACUAGCUUUCUACCAGACAGUGAGCGUGAGGCUGAGGAACAAGCUGAGCGUGAAAGGUUGCGGAAACAGUGGCAACUUGAGCAAGAGCAAAUACGAAAUGAGCCCCUUGAAAUUACUUACAGUUAUUGGGAUGGGGCAGGCCAUAGGCGAACGAUCCAGGUACGCAAGGGUGACACUAUAGGAGAAUUUCUUCGGGGUGUUCAGCAACAACUUGCACCAGAAUUUCGAGAAAUUCGAACCACCUCUGUGGAAAACUUGCUUUAUGUGAAAGAAGAUCUUAUUAUUCCACAUCAGCAUAGUUUCUACGAGCUAAUUGUUAACAAGGCUAGGGGAAAAAGUGGUCCGCUGUUUCACUUUGAUGUGCACGAGGAUGUGCGAACAAUUGCUGAUGCAACAAUAGAGAAAGAUGAGUCUCAUGCUGGGAAGGUGGUUGAAAGACACUGGUAUGAGAAGAACAAGCAUAUUUUCCCCGCGUCUAGAUGGGAGAUAUAUGAUCCAACAAGGAAAUGGGAGCGAUACACCAUCCACGGCGACUGAUAGGAUUACUAUUAAGGACUUGGUUUCUCAUAUCCCCAGCUUUUGCUUAGAUUUUUUUAUAAAUUAUUUAGCUGAGUAUCAUGUGAUGCAGUUUUCAGUAGUAUUUCAAUUGCACUUUAAGGAAGAAAAUAUGUAUUUUAACAGAUUUUUGGACCUAGUUGCUAACCCAUACUGAUAUGUAUCUUAAUCUUUUCUACCAUCUAAUAAUUUGAUACUCUUUCAGUUUA